This is a messenger RNA of Hermetia illucens (black soldier fly), 1786 nucleotides long. Its product is annotated as clavesin-1-like. Bases 678 to 1556 code for a protein of 292 amino acids. The record is from RefSeq and is a predicted model, not a curated record. Gene Ontology annotation, cellular component: membrane. NCBI's taxonomy places the organism in Eukaryota, Metazoa, Arthropoda, Insecta, Diptera, Stratiomyidae. The transcript has 6 exons. Gene Ontology annotation, molecular function: phosphatidylinositol bisphosphate binding.
UGCGACUGGCUAGUGCAGUGGAAGCGAAGCAUGCGUUCAAGUCGCGAAUCUUGAAUCUGGAGUCAGUAUAUCAGUCAGAAAGUUUCAAUAUUCCGUUCAACACUCUGAGGCUAUCUAUCGCGCUAUGUCGGGGCUCAUUUCUUGAUAACGAAGCUCAGAUAAUGAUUGCUCCAUUAUUUUGCAGUUGACCCUUAUUAUCGGGAGCGUAUACCAGAAAUAUGUGGUAUAGAACACCAACGGAAUCUAGUGAAUAGUAGGUCGGCCAAGUACUUCAUUCAACAUCACGCAUCAUUGGAGUACGGAUCAUUCCUUUAACGCUACUGAAUAGGUGGAUUGAUAAAAAGUUAGACCUCCUACGAAGGGAUCAAAACGGUUGUGAUUCAACGGUUGGUGCUUUAUCUGGAAACCGCGACUGUGUGCCGAGUUUCACUAUUGAUUGUAGAUCUUCCAUUGUGUACUGUUUUGGUACUGGCCGUGUUUUAACUAGUGUUGAUAUAAGGUUUAUUGUGAUACCACUUGAUCAAAGAGACAAUCUAGCUUCAAGGCUCACUUCGUCUUUGUCUCAACGAAGUGCCACUGAUGCGGUACAUGGUACAGGCCUAGUUGAAAUCUGUGCUGAAUUUUGGACCAAUAUUCAUUUGAAUUCUGAAAUAAGUGUGGAUUACUAACAAAACAAAAUGCCCGCCAUUGAAAUAUCACAUGAACUGGAAUUAAAUCCUGAACUGCCAGAUGAUAUCAUGAAAAUAGCCGCAAAACAGGGUGAAGAUCCUGGCACGAAAUGUGAGCUAAUACAGCAGCUACGUGAUAUGAUUUAUGAAAAAGGGGAAUGUACCCCACAUCGAACUGACGACGAGUACCUUAUUAAAUUUUUACGAGCCCGUUUUUGGAGAGUGGGAUUGGCCUACAAAUUACUAUGCCGAUACUGUGAGUUCCGAGAAGCUAAUCGAGAACUUCACGAAAAAGUUCGACCUCUAGAUAUGACAAUUUUAGGCGAAGAAGACAUCAUCCAGGUUACCCCAUACAGGGACCAACUAGGACGAAGAAUCUCAAUAUACACAAUAGGCAAUUGGAAACCAAAUAAGCUUAGCAUAGAUGAAAUCUUCAAGGCUACCCUUAUCAUGCUGGAAAUAGGAUCUCUUGAACCAACUACACAAGUGGUGGGCGGUGUUGGAGUAUUUGAUUUGCGGGGACUAAGCUUUAAUCAUGUCCCACGAUUAACACCUUCAGUAGCACAGAAAAUGAUUAGUUUGAUGGUGACCUCAAUGCCUACCCGAACAACAGCACUACACAUAGUUAACCAAAACUGGGUCUUCAAUGCAGCAUUCCAAAUUUUCAAACCUUUCCUCAGUUCACGGAUGCGAGAGAAGAUUUUUGUCCAUGGUUCUGAUAUGUCCUCUUUACAUAAACACAUUCAUCCAGAGCAUUUACCCAUCAGAUAUGGCGGCUGCAAUCCUGACUAUCCUUACUCUCUUUGGAUUGAAAACUUAGCAAAGAAUGAGAAAGUUAUUAAGGAGCUGGAACAACUGGGAUAUGUGCUCGAUUCCAAGGAGACGUAAAAAUAUGUUUUUAGUUCUAAGCAUCGAGAAUUGUGAGAUUUCGGCCAUAGCGAGUUAACAGGUUUUCAAACGAGAAUCGGGAAAUUGAUAGUCAGUAGGGCUCAUGGGUCCUACCGAAAAUGCGUACGAAUUGUGUAAAGUCUUCAUAAAUAAUGUAUAGUAAUGUCCUAAUGAAUUUUGUACAGUGCAAUGGAGAAUUGCUGGCUCUAUAUAAUAUAUUGUAAAAUUUA